AGCUAAAAAUUAAUAAUACCCACAAGGACAGCAGUAGCUGUAUACCCAAUAAGAAAUUCCCAAAAUUUAUCUCUUUCUUGUUCCAAUAAUCCAACACAAUCUUGAACAACAACUGUAGGUCAUAUAACAUCAAGAAAAUCCAAGAUUCAGAAAAAAUGGCAGCAAUAAUCUCAUCUGGUGCUGCUGUUACAACUCUUUCUUUAUCCUUCACACUAAAACCCAUUUCAUCUUCUUCUUCUUCUCCUUCUCUGUUUGUUUCAGCACCCAAGAUUCAAACUUUAUGUUCUUCUAGCUCACUUUUCUUCAACAGCAACAGUCAACUGUUUCUGGGUCCUCCAACAACUACAAGAAAAGUAAGGAGCAACAGCAAAAGGGGUCUUUCUUGUUACUGUUUAUUUGGACUUGGAGUCCCUGAGCUGGCGGUGAUUGCUGGUGUUGCUGCUCUUGUUUUUGGGCCCAAACAGUUGCCUGAAGUUGGCCGUACUAUUGGCAAGACUGUCAAGAGUUUUCAACAGGCUGCAAAAGAGUUUGAAAGUGAGUUGAAAAAGGAGCCUGAUGCCUCUGCUCAGCCCCCAGUCGAAAAGGCCAUUGAGGGUAGUCAAGAAGAGAAGCAAGACACAAAAGUUCCAAGCACCAAGGAAAGUUCAUAAAUGCAGUUUGCCUCUAGCUAUAGCUUCUAGGCUUUUACUAUUUUCUACAACACGACUGUUUCUUUGUAUUUGACUAGUUGUGUUGAGCUAUUGUAUUUAAUUUUACAUUCCUUGAUUUUCCCUCAUUGACAGGUUAAGAUCAAAACUUAGGUAAGUUAACCAUUCCUUAGCUCCAA
Molecule: messenger RNA, 826 nt
Organism: Solanum pennellii
Lineage: Eukaryota; Viridiplantae; Streptophyta; Magnoliopsida; Solanales; Solanaceae
Product: sec-independent protein translocase protein TATA, chloroplastic
Exons: 2
Coding region: 156-650 (164 amino acids)
Biological process (GO): protein transport by the Tat complex
Cellular component (GO): membrane
Source: RefSeq, a predicted model, not a curated record